Molecule: messenger RNA, 1244 nt
Organism: Sorghum bicolor (sorghum)
Lineage: Eukaryota; Viridiplantae; Streptophyta; Magnoliopsida; Poales; Poaceae
Product: polygalacturonase inhibitor
Exons: 1
Coding region: 149-1174 (341 amino acids)
Molecular function (GO): protein binding
Source: RefSeq, a predicted model, not a curated record
CGGCGGCGCUGGUCCGUCGUCUUGGUGUCUGUCGGCGCUUAUCAUUCGGGCAGUCUGUUCAAUUGGCACUGGCAGUGACAGACAACCACCAGUACUAUAUAGCUAGCUAGCUGCAGCGAUACCCACAACACACCCACAAGAAUCCAAGAUGAAGAUGAUGCGCUCCUUCAUCUUCGUCCUCCUGUUCCUCGCCGCUGCAUCACCACCAGCUGGAGCAUCCGCCGACUCCUCCAGCAAGCAGGACCGGUGCCACUCGGGCGACAAGGCGGCGCUGCUGGCCAUCAAGGCGGCGCUCGGCAACCCAUACCACUUCGCGUCGUGGACACCCGACAACCCCUGCUGCGACUGGUACGACGUCGACUGCGACGCCGCCACCGGCCGCGUCGUCGGCCUCGCCGUGUUCCAGGACGCCAACCUGACGGGCACCAUCCCGGACGCCAUCGCGGGGCUCGUCCACCUCCAGAACCUCAUGCUGCACCACCUCCCGGGCAUCUCUGGCCCCAUCCCACAGGCCAUCGCCAGGCUCUCCAACCUCUCCUUCCUCACCAUCUCCUGGACGGGCGUCUCCGGCCCCGUGCCGUCGUUCCUGGGCUCGCUCACCAGGCUCAACCAGCUCGACCUCUCCUUCAACUCCCUCGCCGGCGCCGUCCCGGCCUCGCUCGCCGCGCUGCCCAGCCUCUACAGCAUCGACAUCAGCCGCAACCGCCUCACGGGCUCCCUGCCGCCGCCGCUCUUCAGCAAGCUUAAGGCGCAGGAGGCGUACCUCCGGCUGUCGCACAACAACCUCACCGGCACCGUCCCAGCCGAGUUCACGGCGGUGGCGUUCGCGCAGGUCGACCUGUCCCGGAACGCCUUCGCCGGCGACGCGUCCGGCCUGUUCGGCAGGGCGAAGCCGGUGCAGCAGAUGGACCUGUCGCGCAACGCUUUCAGAUUCAACCUGUCCACCGUGGAGCUGCCGGAGCAGCUCAUCUCGCUGGACCUCAGCCACAACGCCAUCUACGGCGGCAUCCCGGCGCAGGUGGCGAACCUGACCAACCUGCAGUUCUUCAACGUCAGCUACAACCGCCUCUGCGGCGCGGUGCCCACCGGCGGCAACACGGCGAGCUUCGAUGCCUCCAGCUACCAGCACAACAGGUGCUUGUGUGGGACUCCGCUUGCUGAUCCCUGCAAGUGAACGUGUAACUCUUUUAAUCAAACUAUUAUUAUUCUAAUAAAGGAAUAAAUCGAUUUUUCUCUGUCUUUGC